Messenger RNA from Microdochium trichocladiopsis, 1227 nucleotides. RefSeq lists its product as uncharacterized. The record is from RefSeq and is a predicted model, not a curated record. Bases 1 to 1227 code for a protein of 408 amino acids. Lineage: Eukaryota; Fungi; Ascomycota; Sordariomycetes; Xylariales; Microdochiaceae. The transcript is spliced from 4 exons.
AUGGCAGACAGCUUCUCCACGAUCAACCUGGACGAGGAGCGACCAUGGGCCAACCAUAGGUCGAUCCUCCUGGGACUGCCCAUUACCUUUCUUACUAUUGCGUGGAUUUGUAUUGUCAACCGACUAUACAUCCGCUACUUUGUUGUCAAGUCCCCUGGAUGGGACGACUUUUUUGUUAUUCUCUAUGCCAUCAUGACGACGGCAGGGACAGUCUCGAUUGCCACAUCUGUUUCUCAUGGGUUCGGCGAGCACUUCAUCACGCUGGGGAUUGAUGGGAUGAACACUUUCUCUAUCGACUUCUACAUCGCCAGCGCCUCCUAUGCUUCGGCGACGGCCUUCAUCAAGCUGGCCCUGCUCUUCCAGUACCUGCGCGUGUUCGAGCGCGGCACCAAGAUGUACAAGCUGUGCAUCGGCACGGCCGUGGUCACCGCGCUCUGGGGCAUCGCCUUCUCGAUCCUGGCCUGGAUGCCGUGCCACCCGGUGCGCGACUACUGGGACGUGCUGAGCCCGAACCAGUGCUUCGGGUUCGGCUCCAAGAUCCCCGACGCCGUCAUGGCCACGUACGCCGCGCACACGGCGACCAACAUGGUCCUGGACAUCAUCAUCAUCGGGAUCCCCUGCGUGCUCUUCUUCUCCCCCGGGUCGGACCGCGCGCAGAAGACGCGCCUGCUCGUGCUGCUCGUCAUGGGCAGCUGGAUCGUCGUCUUCGCCGCGUGGCGCCUCGUCACCAUUGUCCGCAACAAGGCCGCCACCUGGCCCGUCGUCGACCCGACCUGGUACGCCCCGCAGAGCGUGCUGCUCGCCAUCCUCGAGAUCGACUGCGCCGCCAUCUGCGCCAGCCUGCCCAUCUUCUGGCCCCAGAUCAGCAAGCACUGGGGCGAGAUCGUCGUCGUCAAGGAGGUCAAGGUCACCCGCGAGACGAGGACCUUCGACGAGGACGAGAGCGCCCUCACGAGGAACUACCUCGGCCGGAUGGGCAGCGAGGGCAGCAUGGACGAUGUGGGGGGCGGCAAGGUCAAGGAUCUCGAGGGUGGUGGCACGGGCAUGCACGGCAGGACCAAGAGCAGGUCUAGUUCCAAGGGCAACGGCACGCAGUUUGGCGGCGAGGCGUAUGUCCUGGACAAUGUCAACCCGUUUGGGAACUCGAUGGGGAGGGACAACAAGCAGCUGGCUGAAGCGACAUCGAAGCCCGGUUCGCGGGGGUUCAUGGAUGGAGGGAGGUGGUGA